AUGUAUCGAAAUUCUCAUCUGCAGCCAACAUUUGGGCUGUUUAUAGUGGUUUUCUCAUAUACUAAAAUAUUGUGCAUUUGGUCCUGCUACCUAGACUACAGAAGAUUUCUUACAGCACCCGGUAGUCUUCUUGAUGCUCUAGAACAGCACUUGGCUUCUUUAGAAGGGAAGAAAGUUAAGGAGUCUACAGCUGCAAGCAGGGCUAGCACUCUUUCAAAUGCAGUUUCAUCUUUUGCAAAUACAGGGAUGUCUCUCACCAAAGUUGAUGAAAGGGAAAAACAGGCAGCUUUAGAUGAAGAACAGGCGCGAUUAAAAGCUUUAAAGGAUCAGCGAUUGAAAGAAUUAUCAAAAAAAUCUCAGUCUAGUCCAGCGACAACAGCAGCUUCUCCUGUGUCUACUUCAGCUGGAAGUAUAAACGGUACACCAGCCAUAGAUCUCUUUUCAACUCCCAAUUCUUCAAAUAGUACAUCUAAGCUUCCAAGUGAUCUCCUUGAUUUGCAACCAACAUUUCAGACAUCGCUGCAUUCUUCAUCUACCACACCACCAGUAGCAAGUACGUGGGGAGUGCCUUUCUCUUCUGUCGAUGCUGUUGAUGGUGUCAUUCCAAAUCUAAAUCCUUUCCUCACAAAACCUGUUGAUGCUGUUCCUCUGCCUGUUGUCUCCUCUGAUACAGUCCUUUACACAGCUGGGAUGCCUAGUCAUGAAAUAUUUGGUGGGUUCAGUUCUUCAUUAGCUGGUCAGUCACAGACCUCAUCAGGCCUUAAUGUUGACUUUGAUACUGUUUUUGGGAACAAGUCUCCUCCUCUUGCAAAUAGCGUUGUGGAUUCUAAUGAUUUUCAUUUAGGUGGAAUUUUAAAACCAACUAUUACCUCUCAAAACCACAGUCAGAAUGCAUCAGUUUAUCAGCCUAAUAAGUUGGUAUCAGAUGACCUUGAUUCAUCUUUAGCCAAUCUUGUAGGAAAUUUGGGCAUUGGAAAUGGAACCACAAAAAAUGAUAUUCACUGGAGUCAUGCAGGAGAAAAAAAAUUAACUGGAGGAUCUAAUUGGCAACCAAAGAGUACUCCUUCUACAACAUGGAAUCCCCCUGUUCUGAAUGGCAUGCAUUUUCCACAAUACACACCCCCAGUAAUGGCAUACCCUGCUACAACGCCAACAGGAGUCAUGGGCUAUGGAAUGCAUCCUCAAAUGGGAAGUAUUCCUGUUAUGGCACAGCCAACAGUGAUGUACACGCAACCUGUAAUGAGAUCACCGAACCCAUUUGGACCAGUACCAGGAGCACAGAUGCAGUUCAUGUAAUGCCAUGAAGUGUGAGAAAUUGGAUCAGCUCUGGAAAGAUGACCUAAGCAGCAAAUUCUUAUACUCCAAGCAAAAUUCUCUUUGCUUAAAACUCCUAUUCUUCCAUUACAACACUAACGUAAAUCAGGCUUGAAGGAGGGAAAGGGUAGAGUUACAGGCCUAGGGGCUAUAUGCUACAGUGUCAAGAAAAUGCCAUCCUUAUGAAGGCCAAGAUCAGUCGGAAUCUCUUCUUGAAUGCUUCCCUCAGCUGAUGCUAUAACUCAAUUUGUAAACAUAAACACAAAUAAUAUCUUUGUGGAGAACAAAGGAUGCUGGAAGAGUUUAUCAGAUUCGAAAUUGGCAACUGAUUGGAGAUGGUGUAUACCUCACCUUUGACACCUGCAGAGGAUAAAUGCAAUCUUGUUUAUCAGUCCUGCACUAAUUAUUUCAACCCUCGCAGAACAGAAAUUCUAACUACAAUUAAUUGUUUUUAAUCAGUGUAUUUGGUUUGAAAUAGACAUUCCUUGUGCAUUAUUGUUUAUAUUUAUUUAUGAUUGCUAGCUAAAUAAUGUAAUAUGUCAGAACACCUCACAGAUUAGGAACAGGUAUACACAGUAUGUUUGGGAAUACGUGUGCACAGUGUAUUUGAUCAUGUCAAGAAAGACUGGCUGAUAAUGCUGUUAAACUCACAUACAACACACUAUAUACAAGUCCUCUUUAAUUAUACUAAGGAAAAAUUAUUUGUUCUAGGACAGAUUCUCAAAGUGAAUUUAUACUGGGAAUUGGGAAAGAGUUAUUGAAUAUAUUAAUCUGUGUAGUCAAUUCUGUACCUAAAAGUUUGCAGGGUAACAGUUAACUGACGAGAAAAGCACUACAUUUGUAAUCAAUGUUCUAUUGCAUUGGGAAGAGACUUUAUUGCUUUAUGCUUGGCAUGUCCUUUUACAUUUGACAUUUUAAGGCCUUUCCAAAAUGAAUGUGAUGAACUGCUUUCAUUUUAAUGACUUUCCUUCUGCACAUUAGAUUUCAAGGCUGUAGUAGAACAGAAAAGGUGAAAGGUUAUUUAGGUGUCUUCUGUCUUCUUCACCAAGCUCCCUGAAGAACUUUAUGUAAAACUAGAAAUGUUUAGAAUGCAACUGUGCAAUAAAGAGCCCCAUUGAAGAUCAGUCUAUUGGCACUGUUGAUCGGUGCUUUAUGUAAAUACAAGAAAAAAUGUGCUUAUUUUGAGAAGUGAUUUGAUGGGGCAAGGCAAAGGGACAGCCAUGCUAAUGGAUGCAGUUCUGUAAUGAAUUCAGCAUAUUUGCUGCAUUGUCUUUGCAGAUUCUAUUUUUGUUUAAAAAAGAUAAAAGUAUGUUACCAGAAUUGGGUGGAUUUUCAAAUAAAGUGCCGCUUCCACUGAAA
Messenger RNA from Protopterus annectens (West African lungfish), 2673 nucleotides. RefSeq names its product phosphatidylinositol binding clathrin assembly protein (gene PICALM). NCBI's taxonomy places the organism in Eukaryota, Metazoa, Chordata, Ceratodontiformes, Protopteridae. Bases 1 to 1296 code for a protein of 431 amino acids. The transcript has 14 exons. The record is from RefSeq and is a predicted model, not a curated record.